Messenger RNA from Leucoraja erinaceus (little skate), 1633 nucleotides. It is a transcript of the gene pwp1, whose product is annotated as PWP1 homolog, endonuclein. Gene Ontology annotation, cellular component: nucleus. The record is from RefSeq and is a predicted model, not a curated record. NCBI's taxonomy places the organism in Eukaryota, Metazoa, Chordata, Chondrichthyes, Rajiformes, Rajidae. Gene Ontology annotation, biological process: rRNA processing. Gene Ontology annotation, molecular function: protein binding. The coding region runs from base 40 to 1566 and encodes 508 amino acids. The transcript is spliced from 15 exons.
CGCCGGGCGCCGCCAGGGGUCGCGGCGGAGCGGGACCGGAUGUUGUUGGCGGCGGGCCGGUCAUUUCCGGCGGCGGCGAUGAGCGGGUUCCACACGUGCGCCCGGUGGACGCCCCGCGGGGCGGCUCAGGAGACCCCGCACAAGGUCACCCUGACUAAACAGGAGCUGCAACAGUUAAUCCUCAAUGCCAAGGAAGAGUUGAAGGACCGGGAGCAGGAAAAUGAAGAGGCUGCAGAGGGGACACAGGAGCUGGGGGAAGGAUCAGGCCUUCCUGCCUCUGAUGCUGACACUCCAGAAGGUAGAGAGGAGAAGAAGGAGCAGGAGGAGGGGGAUCGGGACAGUCUGGCAGAGUAUGACCUGGAUGAGUACGACGAGGAGGAAGGUGGUGUGAACUUUGGCGAUAGUCUGGGCGGGCUCACUGUCUAUGCCAGCAACGAAGACGACCCCUACGUCACUCUUAAAGAUACAGACCAGUACGAAGAUGAAGAUUUUAAAAUCAAACCGAGCGACAAUCUGAUAGUGACGGGGAAGGUGGAGAAGGAUUGCAGCAUCCUCGAGAUAUUCGUGUACAACCAGGAUGAGCAGAGCCUGUACGUGCACCAUGACCUGCUGCUUCCAGCCUACCCCCUGUGUGUGGAAUGGCUCAACUUUGAUCCAGACCCAGGAAGGCCAGUGGGCAAUCAUGCUGCGGUGGGCAACAUGACUCCUGUGAUCGAUGUGUGGAACCUGGAUGUGGUCGACAGUCUGGAGCCCGUCUUCAGCCUGGGCAGUGAGACGUCCAAGAAGAAAAAGCGGAAGGGGACAGAGUCGGGGCAUGAAGGACAUUCUGAUGCGGUGCUGGACCUUUCCUGGAACAGAAACAUCAGGACUGUUCUAGCCAGCGCGUCUGCCGAUGACACUGUGAUUCUCUGGGAUAUGUCUGAAAGGAAAGCCGUGACCUGCCUCACUGGCCACACAGACAAGGUGCAGACUCUCCACUGGCAUCCGUUUGAAGCACAGACACUUCUCUCUGGCUCGUUCGACAAGUCUGUGGUUCUGUACGACUGUCGCGAUCCGAAGGAGAGCCGUCGCAGCUGGAAGUUCAGCGGAGAAGUCGAGCGAGUGGUUUGGAAUCACUUCUCGCCCAAUAACUUCUUGGCCAGCACGGAUGAUGGCUUUGUCUACUGUCUGGAUGCUCGAACAGAGAAACCACUUUUCACACUCAAAGCUCACAAUGGUGAAGUAACAGGUCUGGAGCUCAGCAGCCAAAUCAAAGGCUGCUUGGUGACGUCGUCUUCUGAUAAACAUGUGAAGAUCUGGGAUAUUUUGGGGAAUAAGCCAAGUUUGAUACAUUCCAGAGAUAUGAAAAUGGGCGUUGUGUUCUGUGCAGCUUGUUGUCCAGACGCGCCGUUCACAUACACUUUCGGAGGACAGAAAGGAGGUCUUCGCACCUGGGAUGUCAGCAGUAUCUCAGCAGUGAACGCUGCCUUUGGGUCUCGUGAGCGAUUACAGAUGACUGCACCUUGGAGUUCACCCGCUGCUAUGGCUGCGUCAUGCAAUGUCACAGACUUUGCCAUGGAGUCCUAGCCUCCGUAACAAACCAUCGUCUCGCAUCAGCCUUUCAACUGCUCCUAGGUGGAGAUGGUAUUGGACA